Molecule: messenger RNA, 3660 nt
Organism: Fimicolochytrium jonesii
Lineage: Eukaryota; Fungi; Chytridiomycota; Chytridiomycetes; Spizellomycetales; Powellomycetaceae
Product: DNA-directed RNA polymerase II subunit RPB2
Exons: 9
Coding region: 1-3660 (1219 amino acids)
Biological process (GO): DNA-templated transcription
Cellular component (GO): RNA polymerase II, core complex
Molecular function (GO): ribonucleoside binding; DNA-directed RNA polymerase activity; DNA binding
Source: RefSeq, a predicted model, not a curated record
AUGGAUCCUAUGAACGGCUAUGACGCACAGUCAUCCUUUGACGACAGCGACGAGAUCAGCCAGGAAGACUGCUGGGAUGUCGUCACGGCUUUUUUCAACGAUAAAGGGCUCGUCAGGCAGCAAUUGGAUUCGUUCGAUGAGUUUGUGCAGAAUACCAUCCAGGAGAUUGUUUAUGAGAAUGCAGAGUUUCAGAUUGUUACCCCCGGGCAGCAUAGUGGGACGUUGGGGGAUGUCACGAAACGAUAUUCAGUUACGUUUGAUCAGAUUUACCUGAGUCGACCGACGCAUUCGGAAGCAGAUGGAGAAGUUCGGAGUUUGUUCCCACAGGAGGCGCGGUUACGGAAUUUAACAUACUCCGCACCCCUCUACGUCGACAUCAAAAAGAAAAUCGAGUUUGCAGAUCCCAAACACCCCCGAAAUCGCGACGUAACCCUCGCCAGCGAAAUGUACUGGCAGACCGAACAAGAAGAAGAAGACUUCACCCGCGUCUUCAUCGGAAAAGUGCCCAUCAUGCUCCGCUCCAAUUACUGCAGUUUGGGCGAAAUCACGAGCUCCGAGGCCCCCUCACUGAGCGUCGAGGAUGUCGGGGAGUGUCCGUACGACCAGGGCGGGUACUUUGUCAUCAACGGAUCGGAAAAAGUGCUGAUUGCGCAGGAACGGAUGGCGUUCAACCAGUGCUAUGUCUUCAAGAAAGCCGCGCCGGGGCCGUACCUGUACAGUUGCGAGAUCAGGAGUCAGGCUGAGAAGGGCAGCAAGUUGCCGUCGACACUGUUUAUCAAGAUGAUGGCGCCACGAGCUGGGAAGACGACCCUCGGCUCAACCAUCAAGACAUCUCUCCCCUACAUUAAAUCCGACAUCCCCAUCAUCAUCGUCUUCCGCGCCCUCGGUAUCGUCACCGACCGCGACAUCCUCGAACACAUUUGCUAUGACUUUAACGACCACCAGAUGCUGGAUCUGCUGAAACCGAGUGUCGAGGAGGCGUUUGUGAUUCAGGAUAGGACUGUUGCCUUGGAUUAUAUUGGGAAUAGGGGGACGCAGGUGGGGGUUAGUAGGGAGAAGAGGUUGAGAUACGCAGCGGACAUCUUACAAAAGGAAAUGCUGCCCCACGUCAGCACAACCCCACACACGCAAACGCGCAAAGCCUUCUUCUUUGGGUACAUGAUCCACCGCCUUCUCCUCGCCGCCCUCGAACGCCGCGAACUCGACGACCGUGACCAUUUCGGCAAAAAGCGCCUCGACCUCGCCGGCCCGCUCCUCAGCAGCCUGUUCCGCACGCUGUUCCGCAAACUCACCCAGGACGUGAGCCGCUACACCAAGAAAGUCGUCGACAGCGGCGGCGACUUCAAUCUCUCCAUGGCCGUCAAGGGCGGCACCAUCACCCGCGGUCUACAAUACUCGCUCGCAACAGGGAACUGGGGCGACCAGAAGAAAGUCAUGUCGGUCAAAGCAGGCGUCAGUCAGGUGUUGAAUCGAUACACCUACGCAUCCACACUCUCCCACUUGCGUCGUCUAAACACACCCAUCGGGCGUGACGGCAAGCUCGCCAAACCCCGUCAAUUGCACAACACACACUGGGGCAUGGUGUGUCCCGCCGAAACGCCCGAGGGCCAAGCCUGCGGGCUCGUCAAGAACCUGUCCCUGAUGGCAACCAUCACCGUCGGGCAGCCCGUGGACCCCAUCCUGCAGUUCCUCUCGGAAUUCGGAAUGGAAGCUCUCGAAGACACCCCGCCCUCAAUCAUCCCAAGUUCAACAAAAGUGUUUGUGAAUGGACAGUGGCUGGGUAUCCACCGUGACCCCGACGCGCUGGUUAAUACUUUGAGAGGAUUGAGACGAGCGGCGGAUGUCAGUGUGGAGAUUUCGAUUGUGAGGGAUGUGGUUGAUAAGGAAGUGAGGGUUGCAACAGACUAUGGAAGGAUUUGUAGGCCGCUGUUUGUGGUGGAUGAGAAGACGGAUAUGUUGGCGUUGAAGAAGUCGACUUUGGAGGCUUUCAGGCCGGAUCCCGACGGCGACGUCGAACCCACCCAAACCUGGCCCUCCCUCCUGGAAAACGGGCUGGUAGAGUACCUCGACACCGAAGAAGAAGAAACCGUGAUGAUUGCAAUGGACAUUGAAGAAUUGCAGCGCGUCCGCGCGAUUAAGCGCGGCAGCGAGUGGGUGAAGGAAGUGACGGACAAGACGGCGAGGUUGAGGUCCAAAGCGGCGUAUGCGAGCAGGUUUACGCAUGCGGAGAUUCAUCCGAGUAUGAUUUUGGGGAUUUGUGCGAGUAUUAUUCCGUUUCCGGAUCAUAAUCAGUCUCCGCGUAACUGUUACCAGUCCGCGAUGGGCAAGCAAGCGAUGGGCAUCUUCCUCACCAACUUCCAAGUCCGCAUGGACACGAUGGCCAACAUCCUCUUCUACCCCCAGAAACCGCUCGCAACCACCCGCGCGAUGGAAUUCAUGCACUUCCGCGAACUCCCCGCCGGCCAGAACGCCAUUGUCGCCAUCGCCACCUACUCCGGUUACAACCAGGAAGACUCCCUGAUCAUGAAUCAAUCCUCCAUCGACCGCGGCCUGUUCCGCUCAAUGUACUACCGCGUCUACAUGGACACCGAGAAGAAAAUUGGAUUGAUUGAGAGCGAGACCAUCGAGAAGCCGUACCGCGAGGACUGUUUACGGUUGAAGCAUGGGUCGUACCAUAAGAUUGAGCACGAUGGGCUGAUUGCCCCCGGGACAAGGGUGAGCGGGGAAGACAUUAUCAUUGGAAAGACGGUGCCGAUCAAGGAGGAUAGCACGGAGAUGGGGCAGCGGACCGCGGCGCAUACCAAGCGCGACGCGUCGACGCCGCUGAAAAGCACCGAGAACGGGAUCGUGGACCAGGUGAUGGUGACGACCAACGAGGCCGGGUACAAGUUCGUCAAAGUGCGCAUCCGCAGCGUGCGUGUGCCGCAGAUGGGCGACAAAUUCGCCUCCCGCCACGGACAAAAAGGAACGGUUGGAAUAACCUACCGCAUGGAAGACAUGCCCUUCUCCUGCCAAGGCAUCGCGCCCGACAUUGUCGUCAACCCACACGCCAUCCCCUCGCGAAUGACCAUCGGACACUUGGUCGAGUGUCUCUUAUCAAAGUUGUCCACCAUGACGGGCAUCGAGGGCGACGCGACCCCGUUCACCGACGUGACCGUCGACCAGAUCUCCAACACGCUUGAGCACUACGGGUACCAGAAACGCGGGUUCGAGGUGCUGUACAACGGACACACGGGGAAGAAGUUGCAGGCGCAGGUGUAUUUCGGGCCGACUUAUUAUCAGCGGCUGAAGCAUAUGGUCGAUGAUAAGAUCCAUUCGAGGGCUAGGGGCCCGGUGCAGAUCUUGACGCGGCAGCCGGUGGAGGGACGGAGUAGGGAUGGCGGGUUGAGGUUUGGGGAGAUGGAACGGGAUUGUUUUAUUGCGCACGGGGCUGCGCAGUUCCUUAAGGAGAGGUUAUUCGACGCCUCGGACGCGUACCGCGUGCACGUGUGCGACCGGUGCGGCCUGAUGGUGAUUGCGGACCUGAAGCGCAACAAGUACGAGUGCCGCAUCUGCAAGAAUACCACUGAGAUCUCGCAGGUGCAUAUCCCGUAUGCGGCGAAGCUGCUGUUUCAGGAGUUGAUGGCUAUGAAUAUUGCGCCGAGGAUGCUUGUUACGUGA